CAUCAACAAAGGUCGGCUCGCACAAAAAGUGUAAAUUGGUAGAGGAAAAUGUUAUAAAAUAUACAAGUGAAAUGAACUAGGAAACGUACUGCACUAGUACAAAUAUUGUGUUACAAUAGCUUUGAAUUAAAAUGUGGACAAACAUCGUACGCACUGCCUGUAGGUCAUCUUUUAAAGCUGGUAGCUCAACGCUGGCAAGGGCACCGGUACGAUGGCUCAAUGGCAAAGGUAUCGACACGGAACGAAAGUUUAAAAUACGAUCUACAGUGUAUUAUGUGGCUGCUGCCGGUGUGUUGACCGUCGGUCUAAGCUAUGCAGCCGUUCCGUUAUAUCGAAUGUUCUGCCAGGCUUACAGCUAUGGAGGAACCACUAGUCAGGGACACGAUGGUGAGAAGGUUGAGACUAUGCAAAAAGUGAAGGACAGAGUGUUAAAGAUAAAGUUUAAUGCGGAUAUUGGUGCAUCGAUGCGGUGGAAUUUCAAACCACAACAAACCGAAAUUAAGGUCGUUCCCGGUGAAACUGCUUUGGCGUUCUAUUCCGCCAAAAAUCCUACCGAUCAUCCUGUGAUUGGCAUUAGUACAUACAAUGUGAUUCCGUUCGAAGCAGGAGCAUAUUUCAACAAAAUACAGUGCUUCUGCUUCGAGGAACAGCAGCUUAAUCCGCACGAAGAAGUAGACUUGCCGGUGUUUUUCUAUAUCGACCCGGAAUUUAUAGAGGACCCUAAGAUGGAACUAGUAGAUUCAAUAACGUUAUCGUACACCUUCUUCGAAUCGAAAGAUGGUGUAAACAUACAGAUGCCAGUGUAUGCAAAAAAUCAUGGUUAAAGCAGAAAUAUGUUUAAAGUUUUAAAACGUUGUUA
Molecule: messenger RNA, 859 nt
Organism: Anopheles funestus (African malaria mosquito)
Lineage: Eukaryota; Metazoa; Arthropoda; Insecta; Diptera; Culicidae
Gene: Cox11
Product: cytochrome c oxidase assembly protein COX11, mitochondrial
Exons: 2
Coding region: 132-824 (230 amino acids)
Cellular component (GO): mitochondrial inner membrane
Molecular function (GO): copper ion binding
Source: RefSeq, a predicted model, not a curated record